Molecule: messenger RNA, 1956 nt
Organism: Pocillopora damicornis (cauliflower coral)
Lineage: Eukaryota; Metazoa; Cnidaria; Anthozoa; Scleractinia; Pocilloporidae
Molecular function (GO): GTP binding
Source: RefSeq, a predicted model, not a curated record
CCGUUUUGUGGAGUCAGUCGUUUCAUAUGUUUUCAAGAGCCGCCACCUGUGCCUAGAAUUUACUCUCUUUGUUUGGAAACUCUUUCACUGAAAGAAUUAACCUGUCAUACACUGAGUCACUGCUACGCCCCAUGAAUGGCAAGGAAAGGAGCAAGCAAUAAAUCUAUGGACACCAGCGCAGCCCAGCUGAGUGAUUUACUCUGCUGCUCGGCUGACCUCGAGCAUUACCUUCGUGAAUUCAUUUUGUCUGGCGGCCGUGAGAUAACCUUCCUAUUGAGUGGCAAGACAGGAGUUGGAAAAUCUCACUUGACAAAUGCGCUGAUAGGACAGGAGCUUGCUGAAGAAGGAGAGGAACUCGAUCCACAAACCGAUGACGUGACACCGUACGAUUUUUGUAAGAACAAUGUGAAGAUAACUGUCUUCGAUACUCCCGGAUUGGCGGAUGAUACCGGUAACGACGAAAAGUACCUUGAGCAAAUCAAGAAAAAAAUUACAGCUGUCGAUCUUUUCCUGUUCUGCUUCGAUAUGACCUCCACCAGAUUUCGUGACGACGACGCUAGGACAAUUAAAAAGGUCACAACGACGUUUGGUAGAAGUUUGUGGGAUCAUGCUCUGGUGGUAUUGACCUUUGCGAACAGAGUUCAACCUUCAAAGGACAAAGUCACCGAGAAAGAUUUCUUUCAACAACGAAUGCUUCGUUUUCGCGACAAGAUUUGCGAAGUGCUUGACAAAGAAGGAGUUGACGAGAAAGCCCUAAAUGAUUUACCGUUCGUACCAGCUGGAGAAUGGAUGAAGCCAGCACUCCCAGACAGAGAUAACUGGCUGACAGUGUUUUGGAUUGAGGCAUUCAAACGUAUCAACAGAAAUGCAAAAGCUGCUUUCCUUCUUGCAAACAUCGAUCGCUUUAUUAUCUCUUUUGGUGGACAUUUAUCGGAUGAACCCCGUGGUGAAGGUGAACGAUACGAUGAAUGCUCUGAUGAGGAAACGUUUGUCGUUCUAGGGAGCUUGGAAAAGAGCUCGCCAGUGAUAUCAACGUCCGAAGGAAAAUAUCAUCGAAAAAUACUUGAAAGAAUAAAAACAAAACAAAUGAAAUCUGCGACCAUAAGCAACAGCGAUACUUUGGUGGACGACAAAUAUGGAAGCACGUCGAUUCUUCGAAGAGGAUCGGCGUCAGUUUCGGCUGAAGUUGGAGAACAAUUUCGGGCCCAGAUGCGAAAAAUGAACGUCCAGGGCCCUGGAGAUGAAAAAAGAGCUUACCAUUGCGAGACGGUGUAUUCUCUUCCUCCUUCUUAUGAUGAGGCUGUGCGCAUGGGUAAUCCAGUGCCUCUCCCAAUGGAUGAGUCCUCUUCACAAGAACUGUUUAAAGAAGUGAUACAAGAGGCGUUACACAACUGUGAACCUGGCGUGAACGCUGGAGUGAGAGUUAGCCGAUCCAUUUUUGGAAACAUUUAUGCGAAAUUGUUUAGGAAGACAAUAGAGUUUAUAAAGAAUCUUCUCCGUAGAAAAGAAAACCGAUAAACUCAAAUGUAGAAGGACGAGCGCGUAACAACCUUAGAGGUUACCAUUGAAACAUUAUAAAAGGGUUACUGCGAAUAGGUUUAGCCUGCGUUGCUGGCGGUCUGUGGUUUUAGGGGCAGAGAGAAAAUCGUUGACCGCCAGCAACGCAGGCUAGAAUUAGUUAGGUGAUCGUGUUUCAUUAAUGCUGUUACUGUUUUUGUAAUGACAAUGGCACUCGAAACUUUUCGACUGCUUACUCUGCAAUUAUUGAUACCUUAGCAAAUUUAAAGCAAGGAAGGCAUUUUAACACUAAUUUCGACCAAACAUCAUAGCAGGAAAUUGUCAUUAACCUCUGAUCGGCUGAUUUAUAUUAUAACUAUUAAAUCAAAUAUAAAUCUGCUUGCUGUUGAUUUGGUAGGUAAUAUAAACUACUAUAAUAAAAUUCGUUGUUUUAUGGUA